Molecule: messenger RNA, 2295 nt
Organism: Ceraceosorus guamensis
Lineage: Eukaryota; Fungi; Basidiomycota; Exobasidiomycetes; Ceraceosorales; Ceraceosoraceae
Exons: 4
Coding region: 1-2295 (764 amino acids)
Biological process (GO): chromatin remodeling
Cellular component (GO): nuclear chromosome
Source: RefSeq, a predicted model, not a curated record
AUGGAUCGUCCACGUCGUUCAGCUCGAGCACCUCAGCAGGGCAACAGGCUCAUCUCAGCCUCUUCGACCAGCAGUCCAGCUCCGACCGCACCUUCGACUGCUGCCUCUCCUUCUCGUCCCUCUCCACGGGUAGGAGCACGGGGCUUAACAGAUGCUCCAACCAGUCGAUCGCCCGACGAAUUUCGACGCGCCAGAAGGGUAGCGGGAAGAUCAGGCUCCGGAUCAGCCAAUGACUCGAACUCAGUUUCCCCUUCUGCUUCCCUCUCUCCUGAAAUGUCCAGACUCCCCCCCGGUCUAGCUACCGACUACUCCAACGCACACGAUCCCGCCAAUAUCUCCCAGUAUGAACAGCAACGCGCAGACCCGCAGCAAUCGCAGUCGCAGUCGCAAUUGCACGCGCCAGCGCCGGCUCAGACCUACGCGACAAGUGCGAAAGCAGCUUCUGUUGUUCGAGGACUUGACAGCAAUCCCUACAUCUCCCGAGCCUCGCAACUCCUCUCCAAGGGACAAAGAUCCAUCCUUCCUCCCAACGGGGUCGCAGCAUACGCACCGCUCCCUCGCGCAAGCACCACUUACAAUUCUGUGCAAGUCGGCGGCAACGUCUCUGUGGUCCGAGGUCAAGCUCUUGGUGGGACUUUUCCUGCUAGGAUGGCGAUUGGGACGAGCGGACUGAUGAGGCCUUUGUCUGCGGCCGAGAUGGAAGGUGCGGCGGGUGAUGAGAGAGUAGGCGGUGGCGGCGGCGGCGGAGGAGGAGGCGGCGGAGGUGCGGGUGGUGCUGGUAUGUCCUCUUACGGAUAUGGCUCCGGAGUGACGGGAGCCAGAUCCAGCGGAAGAGCUUCUACGCGCGCCAGACCGACUUACUACGAUGCUCCAUCCAGCGAUUUUGAUGAUGAGGAUAGCGAUGAGGAGACCCAGCAUCAAUCAAGAGGAACGAGAGCGAGGGGAAAGAAUAAAGAGGUGGAGCAGCAGCAAGUGGAGGAGGAUGAGGAGGAAGAAGAACAGGAAGGCGAAUGGCUAGGUGUACCCCCUCCCGCUAGCAAGCUGUGGGCUACGCCUGCGCGCAAGCGAAUGUUGCCCUACUUCCACGAGACGGAUGUGGCGCGCCUAACUCGAGAGAGGGAACAGCUCAUCCCGAUCACUUUGGAAGCUCAAACCUCGACUCAUCGCAUCAACGAUGUGAUCCUGUGGAACCUCAAGGAGAGGCUUCUCAGACCCGAAAUCUUCGUGGCUGGGUUCCUGCACGAUCUCGGUCUGGAUCCGGUGCCUGGAACACCUAAUGAGUUUGAAAAUAGUGAGCUGGGUCGAGCGCUGGUCGAGAGCAUCAAGAGGCAAUUGGGGCAAGCUGAAGUCACACAUGGAGGAGCGGUGUGGGAUGAAGAUGCGGACGAGAAGUGGGACGAUGGAUUGGAGGAUGUGUUUCAAGCAGGUGGCGCCCAUUUGGAAGAGCACCGCACGCCGCAAGUUGGAGUUGAAGUUGUCGAUGAAGAUGAGGAUGAAGAUGAGCUGGGUGAGGUUGCUCGCAAGCGAAGAAAAAAGGCUGCGCUCGCCGAUCUACCCGAGAGCGAGUUACAAGAGGAUGAUAUGAGGGUGAUUGUGGAGUACGAAGUGCCGAUCCUGUCUUCGUACCUUCAGGACAGGCUAGAGUGGGACCUUCGUUCAUCACUCACGCCCGAAGUCUUUGCUUCUCGCUUGGCCAAAGAUCUUGGUCUGACGGGAGAAGCUCUUCCGCUCAUCAGCGCUAGUAUCAGGGAACAGCUGUUGAAUCAUCGACGCGCAGCGUUGGAUCUGGACCUGCCGGGAAGCGGCAAGAGGUGGGCAUUUGCACAGAAGCUGUUGGGCAUCGCCAAGGGAAUGGAGUCGGGAAGCGCAGAGGCGAAAGAGGAGCUCGCUCGGAUCAUCAGGGAGAACGCCGAGCCUGAAGAGCAUGAGAGCAGGGGGAUUGCCGAUGGCGCGACUCGUGGGCAAGGCGAGGAUACGCCUGAUGAGCGACGCCCUGCCGCUUCUCGCGACCGCAAUCCCAAUGCUCUCUCUAGUCAGACGACGGCUAGUAGUACGCCACUACGACUGGACAGCGCUCAAAUGGACGGUACUUCCACUCCCGCCGAGCUGGCGCUUCCCAGGGCGUCGGAUCUGCGCGAACAAGCAGAAAGACAGCUUUCGGAUGUGACGGUUAGGGGACCUAGGAGGUUGGAAGGCGUAUGGAGAGAUUGGGGCCAGAAUUUUGGUCCGAUCUUGGAGAAGCUGGACAGUGAGGAACGAAGGCUUAGGGAGCUGGAGAGGGGAAGCGGCAGGUGA